This is a messenger RNA of Klebsormidium nitens, 1721 nucleotides long. Lineage: Eukaryota; Viridiplantae; Streptophyta; Klebsormidiophyceae; Klebsormidiales; Klebsormidiaceae. The record is from the annotation of a GenBank genome assembly.
AUGUGUCACGCCCCUCUCAAUUGGUCAGACUUGCGCAGCGGCAAAGUUUCUGUGCAUGAACUGUGCGAAGUUCUUUGUUCCUUCAAUGUUUGGGGGUUCCUCGCUUGGUUCCUACUUAGCUGCUCCUAGCCCCAUACCUGGGUGGGCCAAGGCUGUCCUCCCACUGCCAGAUUGCAAGGCAUACCUACUAAGCUUCUACAGGCACACAUUGAUUGUACGGAAGGCAACUCCAAAGCUUGCAGAAGGGUUUUGGUCGGGUGCCUCCUCGCUCCAAACUCCAGAUUACAAACAAGACAGCACGUUGAGGUCAGAGUAUCUGGCUGCAUGCGUUGACGAGUAAUCAAUCACGUGAAGGGAGAUGGCCCAAGUGGAGGCGGAAGCUGCAACCAGCAGACCCAACACGUCUGGGGCGGGGCCUGACCGAGGGGAUGAAUCUUCAAAGCAGAAAUGGAAGGUGCUUGUGGGAGCCGGGGCCGUCGCUGUGGGGAGCUGGUUCCUAUACAAGAGAAUGACAAAGAAGAAAACCAAAGAAGAUCAUGUCGAGGCUGUGAAGAAAUUGUUGGAAGGCGAGAAGUUUUGUACAUCCCAGGUGGAAGGAAGGGUUUCGACCAUCAGAUGGUCGGCCUGCGACACGGGCCUCAAGCUAGAAAACGCCCCCGUGCUGUAUCAGGAGCAAACACUCGCCAAUCUUCCAAAGCAUCCCUAUCGGCAGAGGUUCUAUGUUGUGAAGCCAACCAGCUCCGAAAGGAAGGAGGAAGUGGUCGAGCUCGCGCAUCAUGACGUUCUCAACCCCGAGCCCCUGAAGAACUGGUGCGAACGGCCCGAGUCAGACAGGACGGAGAUCAACGAGCAUGACGUCGGACGUCUGAUCAAUGCCACGUUCUUGCGACCCUGCGGACGGUCCGAAAAGUGCGCCUACACGGGCGGGCCGCCCGCAGACGGCGAUGAGGACGAUCUGCUGUCGGUGUCUGAGGGCAAAUUACGAGGCCUGACGCACAUGACCCUCAGCAAAGGGGGUGGCGUGAAUGCCUGGGAUCGAGUGGUGAAUGCAGCCGAGGCGAAAGAGCACGGCAAGGCUGGGACUGCCUGGGGCCCGCACCCGGGCGGUUACGACUUUAAGCCCAAGAAGGCAGAGAAGAAGAAAGUAGAGGAGAAGAAGCCAGAAGACAAGAAGUCGUCGUACGACCUCCCCGAGUUUACCAGCAGGAAACCAGACCUAAGCAAGUCGAUCGCGACUCAAACAUAGGCUUGCAUGACUUUGUCUUCACUGCUUAGGGUAGCACGCGGUCUUUUUAGAAGAUGUACAGCGAGUAUACUUCGAUAGGAGGAAAGCCUUCAGAUUGUCAAGAGAGCCUCUCAGUUGCGUGUAUAACAUGCUCGUGUACAAGGUUUGUUUUCAGGAUAAUUCUCCUACUUCGGUGCUGCAAGGAAGCAAUCUUUUGAUGCACCAUCAGGACCUGAUCUCCUUGCAAUUCAUGAGUAUCUUCCAGAAGACAACUCUUUCGAGCAUCUGAGCAUUUUUGAGAAGAACUUCUUCUAAGUGAACGUGUUAGCUGGCGGAGCUCUCCAAGAAUGUAAUCCAGGUAGCACCUCCAAAGCCGCCACGCUUUGGAUGAAGAAAGGGAUGAAGCACCUCAAGUUGGUAGCCUGAAUGUCAGCUGGACCGUUUUUGGUGAUUGGUGAGCGUGGCCGGGUGAUGUUAAGUCCUAGUUUGUUGCCAG